AUGAUCUAAAGUUUAGGGAUGCAGACCAAAUUUCACAAAUAGAUGGAGAAAAUGAAAGGAUUUCUGGUCUCAGCCCACAACAUAUCUCCCAUAAAUGAUGAUGAGCCUAUCAGGAAAACUUAGACUCCUUUGAUUGGUCAACAAGUUCAAUCAAUAUCUUUCAGUGAUGAUGAGAUGGAUGUUGAAGACUUUAAGCAAAUAGGAGUUAAAUCCACGAAUUUCGAUGACGAGUUUACAUUAGGUAAGAAACUAGGAGAAGGCACAAAUGGUGUCGUUAGAAUUUGUUGGAAAAAAGACAAUCCUUAAUAGUAAUUUGCAGUCAAAAUAAUACAAACACCUGAUGAAGAAUAAUUGGAUAUUGUAAGACAAGCCUUCGUCAACUCUACCAUCAUCAAAAGCCCUUACAUUGCAAAAUGCUAUAAAUUGUAUAUUGACAUCAAUGUAAUAUACAUGCUAAUGGAGUAUGUUCCAUUUCCAAAUUUACAAACCAUAUUGCAACAGAGAACAUAAUUAAAAGAGCAAGAGGUUUAAAGAAUUGCCUGUUCUCUAUUGAAAAGUGCUAGGUGUUUGCACAGCUGUGGCAUUUGUCAUAGAGAUAUUAAACCAGACAAUGUGCUUGUAAAUCCGAACGAUUACACAGUCAAAUUAAUAGACUUCGGAGUUUCUAGAAGAUUUGUCACAUUCAAUAAUAGUACAUUUAGGUAUAUGAGGAAUCAAAUGUUAACUGUUACUGGCAACCUACAUUAUCGAGCACCAGAAAUCAUGGGUAGCCAUAUUUAUGGUUAUAAUCAAUAAGUUGAUAUAUGGGCCAUUGGAGUUAUCAUGUAUUAAUCGUUAACAUCAGUCUUACCAUUCACAUCAGAUAAUACUGCUGAUAUUGUUGCUUUAUUAUCCAAUAGGUAUUCUAUUUCAUUUCAAAAACCUUAGUUUCUAUCCUUGUCAUCAAGUUGCAGAGACUUAAUUAAAAGAUUAAUGAUGUGGAAUCCUUUAAAAAGAUUAACAGCCUCUGAAGCACUCAAACAUAUAUGGAUUCCCAAUAUGCAAACUCCUCAAAAACCACUUUGCAAAAAAAUUAAAAUAGUGAUCUUCUUAAUAAAUCUUUAAUUAAUAGUGCAACCAUUCUAAAUUUUGAGUUACAAAAUACUCUUAUCAAAAGAUAUCACUAAAUCUUAAAAAAGUCUUGGGUUCUCUAUCAAAAUAAAAAGAGAAAAAGAAAUUCAGGAUUUUAAGGCUAAAUUAAAGUAAUUUAAAUUAGAAACUUCAACCAAGAUUUACAAGAGGAAUAAUUCAAAUCAGAAUAAUGCGAUCUAAUUGGUUGGCGCCUUGGUCGACGAUAAAAUGAACAACUCAAUUAAAUUAGAUGAUGAAGAUGAUAUCUUUGGUAUCAAAGUAUGUGGAAGUCAUCACUCGCUCACGCAAAUUGAUGAACCUAUAUAAAAUGAACAAUAAGCACAACAUAACAAGUUGGAUCCUUAAUUACUUGAGAAGCUCUUAGAAUUUAAUUUGUGA
Molecule: messenger RNA, 1509 nt
Organism: Paramecium tetraurelia
Lineage: Eukaryota; Ciliophora; Oligohymenophorea; Peniculida; Parameciidae
Exons: 5
Biological process (GO): protein phosphorylation; mitotic DNA damage checkpoint signaling
Cellular component (GO): cytoplasm; nucleus
Molecular function (GO): ATP binding; protein serine/threonine kinase activity
Source: RefSeq, a predicted model, not a curated record